Molecule: messenger RNA, 2871 nt
Organism: Geosmithia morbida
Lineage: Eukaryota; Fungi; Ascomycota; Sordariomycetes; Hypocreales; Bionectriaceae
Product: alanyl-tRNA synthetase
Exons: 3
Coding region: 1-2871 (956 amino acids)
Biological process (GO): alanyl-tRNA aminoacylation; tRNA modification
Cellular component (GO): mitochondrion; cytoplasm
Molecular function (GO): aminoacyl-tRNA deacylase activity; nucleic acid binding; ATP binding
Source: RefSeq, a predicted model, not a curated record
AUGGCUGAGUCGCCCGCGUGGCCGGCCGCGCGCGUGCGUCAGACCUUUAUCGACUUCUUCGCCGAGAGGGGUCAUUCCGUUGUCCCCUCCGGUCCCGUCGUCCCUCACAAUGACCCCUCCCUGCUCUUCACCAAUGCCGGCAUGAACCAGUUCAAGCCCAUCUUCCUCGGAACCGUGGGCAAGACUGAUCCCAUGUACGGCCUGAAGCGUGCCGUCGACUCGCAAAAGGUCAUCCGCGCCGGCGGCAAGCACAACGACCUCGACGACGUCGGCAAGGACAGCUACCACCACACCUUCUUCGAGAUGCUGGGCAGCUGGUCCUUUGGCGACUACUUCAAGAAGGAGAUCGUCGAGAUGUCCUGGACCCUCCUGACAGAGGUCUACGGCCUAGACCCCUCCCGCCUCUACGUCACCUACUUCGAGGGUGCCCCCGACGUCGGCCUCGAGCCCGAUCUCGAGGUCAAGCAGUACUGGCUCGACCAGGGCGUGCCCGAGAGCCAGAUCAUCCCCGGAAACAUGAAGGACAACUUCUGGGAGAUGGGUGACCAGGGCCCCUGCGGACCUUGCAGCGAGAUCCACUACGACAAGGUCGGUGGCCGCGACGCCGCCGGCCUCGUCAACAUGGACGACCCCAUGGUCAUCGAGAUCUGGAACCUCGUCUUCAUGCAGUACGACCGCCAGGCCGACAGGAGCCUCAAGCCCCUGCCCGCCAAGCACAUCGACACCGGUCUGGGCUACGAGCGCCUCGUGUCCGUCAUGCAGGACACCAGCUCCAACUACGCCACCGACGCCUGGACGCCCAUCUUCCAGAAGAUCCACGAGGUUACCGGCGCCCGCCCCUACACGGACAAGUACGACAGGGACGACGCCGACGGCAUCGACAUGGCCUACCGCGUCGUUGCCGAUCACAUCCGUACCCUGGCCUUUGCCAUCGUCGACGGCGCCGUCCCCAACAACGACGGCCGCGGUUACGUUAUCCGCCGCGUCCUCCGCCGCGGUGUCCGCUACGGCCGCAAGUACCUCAACGCCGAUAUCGGAUCCUUCUUCUCCCAGAUCCUGCCCGCCCUCGUAGAGCAGAAGGGCGCCGACUUCCCCGAGCUCGUCAGGAAGCAGCAGGACAUCAAGGAGAUCCUCGACGAGGAGGAAGACGCCUUCUCCCGCACCCUCGACCGCGGCGAGACCCAGUUCGAGAAGUUCGCCGCCAAGGCCUCCAAGGAGGGCUCCAACAAGCUCGCCGGCGAUGUUGUCUGGCGCCUCUACGACACCUUCGGCUUCCCCACCGACCUGACCAAGCUCAUGGCCGAGGAGCGCAACCUCGACAUUGACGAGGCCGAGGUCGAGGCCUCGCGCCAGAAGGCCAAGGAGGCCAGCAAGGUCGUCAAGGACUCGGUCCAGCAGUUCCCCAAGCUGGACGUCCACCUGAUCUCCGAGCUGGAGCGGCAGCUGUCCACUCCGCGCACGGACGACGCUGCCAAAUUUGUCAAGGGCGACAUCAAGGCCAGGAUCCAGCACAUCUUUGACGGGGAGAAGCUCCUCAAGUCGACCCGGGACGUGCCCGAGAACACGGCGCUCGGACUGCUGAUCGACAAGACCAACUUCUACGCCGAGUCCGGCGGCCAGGUUGCCGACACGGGGCGUCUCGUCAUCGACGGCGUUGCCGAGUUCAAGGUCUUGGACGUGCAGAACUACGGCGGCUACAUCCUGCACAGCGGAUACGUCGAGUACGGUGCUCUCUCGCGGGGCGACGAGAUCAUCUGCGAGUACGAGGAGCUCCGCCGCGCGCCCAUCCGCAACAACCACACGGGCACGCACGUGCUCAACCACGCUCUCAGGGACGUCCUCGGCGACGAGGUCAACCAGAAGGGCUCGCUCGUGGACAGCGACAAGCUGCGCUUCGACUUCUCGCACAAGAGCCAGGUCAAGAUUGACGAGCUGCGCAGGAUCGAGCAUCUGUCCAACCAGUACAUCCGCACCAACGCCAAGGUGUACGCCAAGGACCUGGACCUGGACGAGGCCCGCAAGAUCGAGGGCCUCCGCGCCGUCUUCGGCGAGACGUACCCCAACCCGGUGCGCGUCGUCUCCAUCGGCAUGGACCUGGACAGGAUGCUGGCGGACCCGAGCAACGCCGAGUGGCGCAAGUACAGCGUCGAGUUCUGCGGCGGCACGCACGUCGAGCACACCGGCCUGAUCAAGGACCUGGUCAUCGUCGAGGAGAGCGGCAUCGCCAAGGGCAUCCGCCGCAUCAUCGCCUACACCGGCGACGCGGCGCACCAGGUGCAGCGCGAGGCGGCCGAGUUCGCCAAGAAGGUCGACGCCCUCGAGGCCAUGCCGUUCGGCGCCGAGAAGGAGGCCCGGAUCAAGGCCACGUCGCAGGAGCUCAGCCAGCUCGUCGUGUCGGCCCUGACGAAGGACCAGCUCAACCAGCGCUUCCAGAAGAUCGCCACCGACGUCGUCUCGGAGCAGAAGAAGCGCCAGAAGGCCGAGGCCAAGGCGGCCGUCGACGCCGCCGUCAAGCACUUUGACGAGAACAAGGAGGCCAAGUGGUUCAUCGGCCGCCUGCCCAUCGGCGCCAACCCCAAGGCCCUCACCGAGGUGGUCAAGCACUUCCAGAGCAAGAAGAAGGACAAGUCGGUCUACGUCUUUUGCGGUAGCAAGGAGGAGGGUGCCGUAGCUCACGGUGUCUAUGUCGGAACGGACCUCUCCUCCCAGGGAGUCACCGCCGAGGCAUGGGCUGCUUCCGUGUCUGACGUCAUCGGUGGCCGAUCUGGUGGCAAGGAGCCCUCCCGCCAGGGACAGGGUACUAAGCCCGAGGCUAUCGACGACGGUGUCGACACGGCGACUAAGUGGCUCAGCGAGAAGUUGAAGCUGUAG